Molecule: messenger RNA, 1999 nt
Organism: Glycine soja
Lineage: Eukaryota; Viridiplantae; Streptophyta; Magnoliopsida; Fabales; Fabaceae
Product: protein SSUH2 homolog
Exons: 7
Coding region: 238-1521 (427 amino acids)
Source: RefSeq, a predicted model, not a curated record
AUAGUUCCGUUCUUGUAAUUGCCGUUUGAUGCGUAAAUCACAGGAGCAGAACAGCAAGUCGGCACGCGGGUUGUGUUAACCGCGGGGACCAUUGACAACAAUCAAAUCAUAGCACCGUUUGACUUGUGUAAUUCUAUAAUCCACAAUUCUAGUUUCUUAAUGACAAAGGUAACACUCGAUUAUAAGGCACCCUAGUCCAUACCCCGGUUUCUCAACUCUCAACUAACCACCCCCACCAUGGAGGCGCCUCUGUUAUUAUCGGAGAAGAGAACUGGAUCGAUUGAAGAAGAGAGUGGAAAAUGGAGCUCGUAUCAGUAUGUGGGUGGAACCGGUUCUGUGAGGCCAACUUCUUCAUUGGCUGGAACUGAGGUGAGUGUGGAUGAAAUUCGAUCUGCUGCUGCUGCUUCUGGUUACUAUCCCCCUUCCCUUCAUGGAGCCUUGGUUGGUUCACCUGAGCCUGAUCCUACAGAGCAAGCUCUUGUUUAUCAGGGUGGAUAUGGAGGAGAUUAUGGUGGACCCACACCCCAAUUCCAGAGGAAAAUCUUGGAUGAAGUGGAGAUACGAGAGUUGCUCAUUGAUCAUGUUGGUCAUCGUUGCUGUUGGGGUAGUCGUCCUGCUCGAACAUGGAGGAUUCAUGCAGUGGAAGACUGUAAUGUAUAUGUAGGAACUCUGGAUACAUUUAUAGAGGAAAGAGAAAUCAUAAGAGAGACAGAACCAUACCUUGGUGGCAGUAUUGACGGAAAGGAUAAUGGACCUGAACUUGGUAUUUGGGAAUUGGAUCUAAGAUCUCAGUUCCCUGUUCUAUUUGAACCCUAUAAAGAAGUGCGGGAAAAGAUUCCCCAUUCUGAAGUUAUAGAAAAGUGCACAGUUUGUGCAGGACGGGGAAGUACAGUCUGUGCUACAUGCAAUGCAGACCAAGAACCUGGAUUUUAUAAGGAAAAUCAGAUGACUCAGUGUGCAACUUGUUAUGGAAGGGGUUUAAUCGCUCAUAAAGAUGGUUCUGACACUGUAUGUGUGAAAUGUAAUGGCAAGGGAAAGAUUCCUUGUGUAACAUGUGGAUCUCGUGGACUAAUUCAGUGUGCAACAUGUAAUGGAAGUGGUUCUCUUCUAGCACGCAAUCUGGCCAUUAUUCGAUGGAAGACACUUUCAACUCGGAAAGUAAAUGCAACAAGUGGAGCAGCAUCAGUACCGGAUGAAGUUUUCCAUAGAUCCAAAGGGGUUCAAUUGUGCAACACUCAAGCAUACCAAUGCACUCCAGCCUUUUUUGCUGAUUCUUAUUUUCUCAACAAAUUCUCUUCUGAUGUCAUUGCAGAAAGAGCUCAAGUGCCUGCCACUGCAAGGGUCAUAUGUGAAAGGCAUGCAAUCUCAGUUGUGCCAGUAACUCGUGUCACCAUGGCUCAUCGUCGACAAUCCUUCAGUUUCUACAUUAUAGAAUAUGGCAGAGAGGUGUAUUUGAAGGAUUAUUACCCUGCUAGAUAUUGUUGGGGCCUGUGUCCUUGUUUGGAGUGGUUGAAGUUGUAAUGUUGAAACUGUUCUUCCUGGCAGCAUUGGGCAGUUGUAAAGGUUUCAUCUACACAUUUGUGAGUUCUGUGUUUGUUCAGUUUGAUAAUAACACCAGCAGAUUUCAGGGUUUGAGGGCUGAGCAGAUGAACUUUAUGAUAUGAGGAAAUAGGUUAUGCAUUGAUAAUGUAAAAUAAUUUUACACUGUCAUCCAAUUACUAAUCACUAUGUAUUGUAAGUUUGUUAACUUUUACGAUAACUAUUUUAAAAGUCUUAUCAAUGGUGAUUUCUAAUUGGUUGGUUGUAGUGUAAAGAUUUUAUACCAACAGCGCAUAACUAUUAAACUGUUAUCAUUUAAUCCAUUGGCUUUAUGGAUCACUGCUGUGAGGUUAUAUUUAUGAAAUAAGGUCAGAUUCAAGUUGAGUGUUAAUUGUGAAUUCUUGAUGUUACUGUGAAUUAUUUAAAUAAAAGACAAUCCCUAUCAGUUUUGUCUUAAUCA